[Torrubiella] hemipterigena is the source of this 2932-nucleotide messenger RNA. Lineage: Eukaryota; Fungi; Ascomycota; Sordariomycetes; Hypocreales; Clavicipitaceae. The record is from the annotation of a GenBank genome assembly.
AAGGAAGCCCAGGACAACCACUGGAACGUCCAAAUCACCUGACGUCAGGCUUCAACUUUUCUCCCUUCCGUACUCGCCACUUGUCAAGAUCGCUAGAUUUUACAAAUCGACGCCCUUUAUUAAUAGAAACUUGAUCUGGAACGAAUCAGGUAUUCAUCACACGCACAAACUCUCUUAUCACCACCAACCGCAAGAAAACGACACGUGUGCUUCGUCUGAACCACAACGUCAGCGGGGAUCCCAACAAUUGCAAAGUCCAAACGACCUAUUCUCAAAAUGCCGAUUACAGUGCAUACUGCAAGUCCUAUCAAUGCCUCCAAGGCGUCUGGUGCCACACCACAAACAGAGGCUCCAAAGUCUACCGCCGCACCAUCGCAGCCGGCGACGUCAACUGCAACCACAGGGUCAUCUUACACUCCAGCAGCACCUGGCGCAAAACCACCAGCACCUACAUCAACAAUAGCGAGUGCACCACCACAGCCUCAAACUACAUCGUAUGCUCCCACACCGACUCAUGCCAAUCAACCUCCUGCUCCCCAGCCCGGCGCUGUGCCCGUAGCUCCAAGCCAGGUUCAGCCAUCGAGCACACUCCCUCCUCCGCCUAAGAUGGGUGAAAAGCUGGGCCCAGAGCACUUAGCCUCUGCAACACAAACAUCAGCUCCCCAUAUGCCACCACAGAUGUCAUAUGCUCCCCCAACGCAGUCGUUCCCUACAAAUCCAGGCUCGUAUACGAGUACAGUACCCCCACCGCCAACGUUUGCGCAGCCUACGCCACUGCAGGAUGUCUCUCAUCCUCCAGGCUACCAUCAGAACGUCCAUGCAACUGAAUUCACUAGUCAUCAGCGCGCGGCACACCAAGCUUCCGUAGCAGAGAACCCGAGCUACUUCUCAGGUGGCGGGUCUGGUGAUGACGGUGAUGAAGGCAUCUGGGGAACCGCCAAGAAGUGGGCAGUCGCUGCGGGAGAAAACUUGGCCGCAGCGGAGAGUGAAGUUUGGAAGAGGAUUAACAAGGAAUAAGAUUCAUGCACUUCGGUCUACCCGAUAGCCCUGGGAGAACAGAGAUGACAGAUUUUGUGGACAUGGUCAGUCUAGAAUAUUAGAAUCGGAUCACCAUGGCCUGUGUAGCGUUGCUCAGCGCAGAUAGAACUUUGUUUUCUAGCCAUUUAUAGAAACAAAUGCCCUAAUUACAUGGUUGUUGGGCUACACUCCACGCCACCUCUGCCAUAAUUGAGGUGGUUAGUCCCGGAUCCCACUCAUUUCGCUGUGACGUUGCUUGUGGUUGCCCGCAGGGCAUAAUUCAUGCCCAAGUCAAAGUACGUAUGCAUACUUUGAGGCACAGGUCAGAGUCUGGUAGAUGUCCACCUGUCAUUGCCUUGCGGCGCCUAGGCGUGUCCGCUUGAGUGGGAUACGUGAGAGUUCCAGCUUGCGAGCGUCGGCUCUACCGCAAGUAUAUGAAGUCGGCGGGUAACCUGUCGCUGCCACCAAUGAGGAGCCGGCUUCAAGUCACGGAACUCGUCUCAACUAGUCUGGAGAUUCCAGAAAACCACGUUCGAGCAUGCCUAGUUGAAAAACUCGGCACAAAGUCGAGCCGGGUGCUGUAACCAACAUGAGACGGUGCAGAGUGGAUGUUGGUGGAGAGGCGCUGCCGCCCGAAACCGCCUCGAAAACGCCCCUGGAGACGCCCCCAUAGAUGAUGGGUAGCUGGGGUUUGCUACGCGGCCUUGCCUCUCAGCGAAGUCCCGUUUGGGUCCGCCUCACGAGGGUAGAAAAAGCACGAAAUUAAAAUGGAACUAAAGCGGAGGUCUGCUCGUGAUUAUUCGAGAUUUUCUUUCAUGCGAAUGGGGUACUGACCUGUUUGUCCCUCCUCUACAAUAGUAAUCAGCCAUAGGCAGCACGAACUGGACCAGUGGAAAUAGCCAAUACGCCUGCCUGCUCUCACAAGAGCUUGCCUAGGACGAUCAAGAAAUAUAACAACAGGCCUAGCCAAGUAAGCUGACCAUGAGCGUCUCAAUGGAGUUUGGGUGCCACGUGCACACCUUGUAAAGGCGAGACAGCGAGGGUUACUGGAGCUGCCAAGUGAUAGCCAGCAGUGCGCCGCUGUUCGCAAAUAUAGGUUGAUUAAUUGCCCGGUCUAGGCAACCUGGUGUGUGACUUGGGGAAUGGCGAAUUGAUUGUGUGAUGCUGCCGAGCCCCAAGCAAUUAAUUCGGCCAUCGAGAACAGACUCAGCAGCCUUAUCGAUGUUAAUCAGAGUGCGUGAAGAGUUUGGCGUCUGUGUCAUUGUUCGUUCAAGCGGCUGUGGCAUUUUUACCAGGGUGAUCAUCCUCGCAGCCUCUGCAGGGGCAGUGGCUGCAUUUCUUUCAAGCAAGCUUCCGUGCGUGAUGUGCACCCGCGUAUGGUAGACUAGAUUGCCGCAUUGUUGUCCAAAGCCUGAUCGGAGGAUCACAGAAUGCUCAGCAAACUUUCUUAUGUCAUAAUGUGCAAAAAGAAAGGACUAAGGCUGGGCUACAUAAGCAGACAGAUGUUGACAAACAAAACAUUCGACGUGAUGCUAUGCAUUGUUUCCGAGGAUGACAGUAGUUGAAGCUGGGCGGUUUUUCGAGCGCGCGUACGUCGGCGUCGGUCAUCAGGUUCUAGACAUUAUGCAAUCAAGGCGGAAGUUUUCGCUCAAUGAGUUCUUCCGAGGCUCCUCUGUCUUUGUGUGCGUCACCACUUUGCGUAUUUUUCUCUCACUGAGAAGAAAAUAGACUAAGGAGGGGUGUCUGCAGAUUGCCAGACGAGACGAGUCUGGAGCACGCAACAAGCGGUCAAUAGAGGCGGCGGCUUAAGAUAUACAAAACCAUAGUAUCUGUAGCAGACACCGGAUAGGAUUCAUAGCCGCGGUUGAGAGUUCCAAAUACCUGGUACCGUCAUUUACCGUAGUUUCAUCGUCGC